GGCCAAUUGAUACUAAAGUAUUUGCAGUUCCACGUGUGUGCCAUUGCGGUGUGAGCUCAAGAAUACCCUUAAUAAUCACUAAAAAAACAACAUUGAUUAAAUUUCUUUACUACAGGAGGAUGCAGCGGAUAGUAAAACCUAAGAAUCAACGAGUCAAAAGGGCUCUUGAAAAGAGAGACCCAAAGCUGGUUGAAAACACCAAGACCUCGUUGAUGAUUCGAGGUGGUCAUACCAGUGAGAGGAUAACAGCAUUGCUUACAGAGUUACACAUGCUCAGGAAACCACACAGUCAAAUGUUAAAGAGAAAAAACAUCAUGCGUCCAUUUGAAGAUCAGACUUCUUUGGAGUUCAUGGCACAGAAGAACGAUGCCUCACUGUUUGCUUUUGGUUCUCAUUCCAAGAAAAGACCCCAUAACCUGGUCUUUGGUCGAAUGUUUGAGUAUCAUACGCUGGAUAUGAUAGAACUUGGUGUUGAGAACUUCAAAUCUAUGCAUUCAUUUAAGACAUCAAAGUGUACAUCUGGGACUAAGCCUUGUCUGAUGUUUACUGGAGAGCUGUUUGAUAAUGAUCAUAUACACCAGAAGCUUAAGAACUUACUCAUAGAUUUUUUCCGUGGUCCAGUAGUAGAUGCUGUUAGAUUAGGUGGAAUGGAAUGUGUGCUCAGUUUUACAGCUAUUGAUGGGAAGAUCCUCAUGAGGAGUUACAAAGUCUUGUUGAAGAAAUCGGGGAGCCGAACUCCUCGCGUAGAGCUGACGGAGAUAGGCCCAUCUUUAGACUUGGUCCUAAGAAGAAAUAGACUGGCUUCACAAGAUCUAUUCAAGAGAGCUUGCAAGAAACCCAAGGCCCUCAAGCCAAAGAAGAAGAAAAACAUCAGCCAUGACGUUUUUAAGACCAUGCACGGUAGAGUACACAUGGAGAAACAAGUCUUGGCCAAGCUACAGAUCAGGAAGGUCAAAGCCCUCAAGAGGACAAAGGAACAAACAGAAGACAACAAGAGUGAUGUAAAGAAGAAAAGGAAAGAAUGAUCAAUUAGAGUGAACACACUAGAACUUGAUGACAAGCAUGGAUAAUAUAUUUGCCUGAACUUAAAGUCUGUCUGUUUUGACUUUGCAAAUGGAUUAUUUGCUGACACCUGUCUCUGUGAAAAGCAAUGGGAUAAUCUGAUGUAUAGCUUCAUCUUCGGGGAUCAGCCAAUUUAAGACUGUCCCAUCAAACAGAAUCAAAUGCAUUCCUUUUAUAGCUUGAUCCUGGUAUUGCCAGACCAGAGAUAGUGAGGUAAAUUAAUAUCGAAUGAGGCGUGGAAAAGAAAGCAAUUAGGGUGACACAACAAAUGCUCCUGCGACAAUUACUCCUGGCUUAAUUUCGUCUACGAUGUAAGGUUAGGGUUUUUAGUGUUGAGUCCUACAUGUACAAAAGCUUUAUGAAACCUUAUUGUUGGUAGGUGAGACAAGCAGUAGUAAAGCAUUGAUAAAUGUUACUGGAAGGAAUGAGUUUGGCAAACUAUUAUUAACAUGGUGAGAGAAUACAUGAUGGCUCAGCUGAAAUUUUGGCUACCUGGGAGCUGUAACACAAAACUUAACAAUUGAUCAAAGGAUCAAAUUGAUGGUAAAGUUACCAAAGGUCACUUGCGGGUCAUUGAACUUGUAUCAACAUAGGCUGGGAGACCUCAGAGGCCCCCCCCCCCCAAAAAAAAGAGAAAAAUUUUAGCGAUCCGCUCGCUGA
This is a messenger RNA of Lytechinus variegatus (green sea urchin), 1722 nucleotides long. Its product is annotated as ribosome production factor 2 homolog. Gene Ontology annotation, cellular component: nucleolus. Gene Ontology annotation, molecular function: rRNA binding. NCBI's taxonomy places the organism in Eukaryota, Metazoa, Echinodermata, Echinoidea, Temnopleuroida, Toxopneustidae. The record is from RefSeq and is a predicted model, not a curated record. Gene Ontology annotation, biological process: ribosomal large subunit assembly; maturation of LSU-rRNA from tricistronic rRNA transcript (SSU-rRNA, 5.8S rRNA, LSU-rRNA). The transcript is spliced from 8 exons. Bases 120 to 1025 code for a protein of 301 amino acids.